AUGGACGUUGUAUCCGAUCUCACCACGACCGCCUUCCUCAACAUGCUCCGCCGCUUCUUUGCUAGAAGAGGAGUGCCUCGGUCUAUUACAAGCGAUAACGCUCCUACAUUCGACUUGGGCAACACUAUACUGCAAGAAAGCAUCCAAGCUGCGCGAAAUGAUCCUAGCAUCAUAAGGGAAUUGAGUAACAGAGAAAUUGACUGGAAGCAUAUCACGCCAUACGCUCCCUGGCAAGGAGGUUUUUAUGAAAGGCUGAUUAAAACGGUUAAACUCUCGCUAUACAAGACUCUCGGUGGAUCAAAAGUGUCGCUGGAGGAGCUCUCGACAAUAGUGAUUGAAAGCGAAGCACUACUCAAUACACGACCACUUACGUACAUUGCCAAGGACUUCAAUAACGACCAAAUUUCAAGGCCAAUAGAUUUCUUGCAAAGAGAGGUACAAUUAUCCUACCCGUUAGGAUAUUUUAGUUCCGACCUACAAGAUCCGGACUAUCUUCCUCCGCCAGAAGCCAUCUCUGUCAAUACUAAAAAGCAAGCAGUAAUGACUUUAGAGACCUCAUGCCAAUUAACAGAAAACUUUUGGCAGAUUUGGCGGACACAAUAUCUGACGGCUCUGCGAGAAAAACGCACUCUCGAAGUGACUCACAAGAAGGGAUGUUCACGAAUCCCCAAAGAAGGAACUCUGGUACUCAUAUACGAUUCCCUGCAACCACGCCACUUGUGGAAGCUGGAAAUGGUAGACAAUAUACCACUCAAUAGUGAAGGGAAAAUACGCGAAGUAGUCGUGCGGUUGCCAGCUCAGCGUCUAAUUAAACGACCCGUGAAUCUUCUCGUACCUCUAGAGCUUGAGGAUACGGAAAAUUAUAGAGAAGAAAACUUGAAUAGGUCUGAAUCAGAACCAAAAGAAUCCCAAGACGAUAAUAGCACUGAUGGUGAAGCCGCGAUGGAACCUGAUGAACGGCCCAACAAAACGUACAACCUUAGACCACGCCAAAAAAUCAAUUACAACGAAGGCACGGAGAAUGUAGAAGGUACCGCUAACACCAAUAACAUCGUCAAUGCUUCUACUUUACUUCAAAUCUCCGUACUUCUCUUACUUGGGAUGACAGCAACAGCCACCAUAAAUGAACCAGCAAUACGUUCCCUUCAAUGCAUUCAAGGUGGUGUGCAUCUAAAAUCAUCAGGUGGUAUACCCUAUGAAAUUUGUGCAGACGAAUACUGCGUUCAAAUUGAUAACCCCAAGGUCAAUGAGAAUGAGGACGACACAAUGCCAUCUGAAAACUACAACUCCCAAUUCGACCGCCUGUCAAGAAUUCAGGAGACGAAAGACUUGGAAGAAGCAAUAGGAGCAGCAAUAGCUACAAUACAAGCUCAAGUAAAAGUACCAGUGGCUCUCGACAAAGAGUGGAAGCAUUUCGAAAUCCAGCAAAUUUGUUCGGAGACGGGAGGAUGGGAGCAGAUCACUCCCAUCAAUCGUUUUCUGAGGACUGCGUCUGUCACCAGAGAAAAACUGCUAGCAGCAACUCAUCAAUAUCUGGUUCUGGAUUCAAUACUUCGAAUCAAGUCGAAAGGCUCCAAAGCCUCGCCGGUACUCGACAUAAAAUCCGAGAAUAUCCGAAGGACUGUAGAAAAGGCACUCAAGAACCUGGAUAACAAUAUAUCCGACAUAGAAUGCGACUUGGUACUUGCAGAACGGACAGUCAGUACGGAAAAGGGAGGUCUAGUCGGUAUCAAGAACCAGCUUGCGCGAAUCGAGCAGAGACUCAUAGCUAUGACUCCAAAUCUGCAGCGUUUGGAACAUUCACCACCCCUAGCUCCAAUAGAAGGCACCUCAAAGGGGGACGAUGCUCCAGGUACAAGCCAAGAAGGACCGGCGAGACUGACGGAGAAAGAGAUAGAUGACGAUGAAUACCCUGCCCUUCUGUGCGCUGAAACUGUAAAAGUCCAAGAAUCGACCAAUACGGACAAGUCAAUAGUGAUGGAACCAGAAACUAGCACAGGAAGAAAGGGCCCAGUUAUGGAAAAGAACAAUAAAACCGAACCGAUAACGGCAGGAACAAGCAGCAGCUCCAUAAAGACAAAAAAGAAGCAUCUUCACGUCGAAAAUACUCAAGAUCAAGCCAUACAGGCACUGGAGAAGGAUCUCGACGACUUAAGGUUUGGGUUCGGCUACCUGUCCCGUAGAAAGUUAGGAGAACCUCUUGACGGGCCUCCAGAUGGUCGUUGCCCUGGGAGUGUAGCUCUGCUACUAUCAAUAAUACAGUACGAUAUUGAAGCGCAGACAUUCCACCCGGCGAGGGAAAUGUAUAAAGACCUGCUUCUACGUCUGGUUACUCAAUAUCUGCGGUUCAAUAGCAGGAUCGCCUCAGUCUUAGACUUCAUUAAUUCCUUCAUUGUUCAAUACCGCGUGGCAGUUCGUAAGGAACUUAAGCAUCAUGGUCAAAGACAUGGUUGA
Necator americanus (New World hookworm) is the source of this 2454-nucleotide messenger RNA. RefSeq lists its product as uncharacterized. Gene Ontology annotation, biological process: DNA integration. The record is from RefSeq and is a predicted model, not a curated record. Lineage: Eukaryota; Metazoa; Nematoda; Chromadorea; Rhabditida; Ancylostomatidae. The coding region runs from base 1 to 2454 and encodes 817 amino acids. Gene Ontology annotation, molecular function: nucleic acid binding. The transcript has 7 exons.